ACUUCUGAAUUUGGCAGAAAUAUGGCAAAUCUAUACUUCUUGGAUGUGAGGAGCACUAGAAUCAAGAAGAUUCCUUUAUCCAUAAUUCAUUUAAUAAAUCUCAGAUAUUUAGAUGUGAGUGAUUGCAACAUGCUCAAGUCAAUGCCUGAGCUCCCUCCAAAUUUGAUCAUAUCUGCAAGCUAUUGUCCUCUGUUGAAGCUUACGACAGCUCUCGUACACCUAUACGACUCGCGUGUCUUUAAGGGUCCAAUUCAUGUUUUCUAUGAUUACAUGUACGCUACUUUUCUGUGGAAGAGUGGAGUUCCAAGGUGGUUUAAAGAAUGGAAGCAUUGCCGGAGUAAGGGUAACUCCGGCGAGGUUGUGACCAUAACAGCAAACAUACCUGAAAAUGCAUAUUCUGAUAAUGAUUGUUGGGAAAUUGCUAUAUGCGUUGUUUUCAGUCGCAGAUCAGAUGACGAAGCAUGGAGUGGUUUCUCCAUAAACUGGAAAUUCCAAGAUUAUUGCGAUGCCAAUCCCCAUAAUAACGGAAUGGAUGAAGAAACUAUGAGAAAUUUCCAAUUUGGUCGGCUCCGAUAUCGAGUUUACGUAGGAGCUUAUCCCAUUGAUAAGGAACAUUGUCGACCACAUCCCACAGGUGUAGGCAGUCAAGUUGAUUUAACGCUUUGCUUCCCAACACCCAGCAUUGCUGGUUGGAAUCAAACACGUUAUCAAUACUUUGAAGUACUGGAAUGUUGGUGGAGUGUGCAAUGCAAGACUGAAUUUGGAGCAAGGUAGAACUCAGCAUGCAUUCUUGCUUACAAUUCUAGUUUCGCACGAUUAUGCUAAGAGCUUGAAGUUGGACGGAGCUGCAAAUUAAUGUCAGCCCAUGGUUGAUGAUCUUUUCUUGGUGGUUUGUCUGUUUACCAAGUAAAAGAAAUUAUAUUUUCCUUUGGCUUAUGCGGUCAAGAUAUGAAAGACAUUGACGAAAGCUGUAUGGAUUGAAUGCUUGUUAAAUUGCCAUCUCAUUUUGGCCAUUUGCUUGGAACUCAGUUACGUGGCAACAAGACAUAGUCAUUGAGGGUUUUUUUUUUUAAUUUUUUGGCUGUUAUGGUAAUUUUUUUUUAAUAUAAUCAAUUUAAACAGUGGGACACAAGAAUAUGUCAAUGUGAGAUUUAUUAUCAAGACCCUAUCCAAGCACAAUAGACAAUGUUAUCAUUGAAACAACUUGCUAUUGACUACUAUUAUGGUAAUAUUUAAUUCUUUUCGAU
Messenger RNA from Neltuma alba, 1247 nucleotides. RefSeq lists its product as uncharacterized. The transcript has 3 exons. Lineage: Eukaryota; Viridiplantae; Streptophyta; Magnoliopsida; Fabales; Fabaceae. Bases 22 to 774 code for a protein of 250 amino acids. The record is from RefSeq and is a predicted model, not a curated record.